UGAGGUCAACAUGAGCAUGUCAUCUCUUACCAUGUGACUGUGAGGGUCUUAUCGCUUCACCCUCCCUGGCAUCAGUAUACCAACCACCAAAAUCAGGGCUCACCUACAGCCCUCAGGCAUCAUGGAAUGUCUGGACUUAAGGGAUCUCUUCACCGUAGCCCAUUUUAUAAAGGCCAGGUGUGACCACGGCCUGAAAGCUGGUGCAACCAAGGAUAAGAAUUAUGUCUUUUUUGAGGUGGAGAUCCUGGACCCCAAGAGCAAGGCGCAACUCUGCUACCUGGAUAAGGUGGAGCCCAACGCCACCAUCGCAGAGAUCAAGACAUUGCUGCACAAGAUUUAUCCCAAGUUUUAUCCAUCAAGACAGGCACUGAAGCUGCAUCCUGAGGGAAAGGCCCUCAGUGAUGAUGAUGUGCUGGAGGAUUUACCAGUUGGCACGACCGCAACAAUGUUCUUUCAGGACCUCGGCCCACAGUUAGGUUGGACUAUGGUAUUUCUGGCAGAGUGUCUUGGGCCGCUUUUCAUUUACCUGCUAUUCUACUAUCGGCUUCCAUACAUCUACAGGCAUGAGUAUGACUACACCCAAAGUCCAUUGAAAGUUGUCAAACUGGCUUGCUGGUGCCACUCUCUUCAUUACAUUAAGAAGCUUGUGGAAACUAUUUUUAUCCAUCGCUUUUCUGACGGAACAUUACCUUUACGCACCAUCAUGCUGCUCUGUCUGUACUACUGGGGAUUUGCAUCAUGGCAGGCAUAUUACAUCAACCAUCCACUCUACACACCACCAAGCUAUGGGAGACUCCAGAUCUACUCUGCUCUGGCAAUGUUUUUGGUCUGUGAGUUUGGCAAUCUCUCAGUUCAUCUGAUUCUGAAUCGAAUCAGCUGUAAUGGGUCCAGGCCUACAGAGAUUCCUUAUCCCACAAAGAAUCCAUUGACUUGGCUGUUUUUCUUCGUGUCCUGCCCAAACUACACAUAUGAGGUGGGAUCAUGGAUCAGCUUCACAGUCAUGACACAGUGUGUUCCAGUUGGAGUCUUCACAUUUUUGGGGUUUAUUCAGAUGACUAUAUGGGCUCGGGAAAAGCAUAAAACCUACACCCAGCAAUUCGAAGACUAUCCUGACCUGAGAACGGCCAUCAUUCCACUCUUCUUCUAGAUCUGUUGGAUGAACCUACAUGCACUUUUGUCAUUGGAUUCCUCAUCAAACAUAAUAUUGUAAGCAGCACUGUACUCUCUGAAGUUUGAAAUGGUAAUUAGUAAUUACUAGCAAUUACAUUUAUUAUAAAGAGGCUUACUGAGCAUAAACUAAGAUUAUACAGCAAAGUCAAGGAAGAUAUACUAACAGUGACUAAUACUUCAUGUGCAGGAGGCGUAUGUAUCACAAACUUAAACAUUUGCUUUACAACAAAGAGUGUAAGUUGAGUCCCGAUUGAAGGACUUCAGACCAUCAAGCAGAAAACAUGAUGUACAGUGUGAUCCUCUUUUAUUGUUAAAUAUUCAUUUUUGUAUUACAUUAAAACAUUUUGCAGAACAUAUCUAAGUGUUUUUGUAGUAAAGAAUAUUACUGAAGAUUUUGUUAUUUCCCAGAAAUAAGUGAUUGUCAGUUUUCAAACGUCAGUAUUUUCAAGAUAUUGGUAUAAGAACAAUCUUACAGAAUAGUGUUUAUUGUUAUUGAAAACCAUCUGUUAUAUUAUUGUAUAUUAAAACUAUAUUUGCUUAAAGGGUUAGUUCACCCAAAAAUGAAAAUUCUGUCAUUAAUUACUCACCCUCAUGUCGUUUCACACCCAUAAGACCUUCGUUCAUCUUCGGAACACAAAUUAAGAUAUUUUUGAUAAAAUCCGAUGGCUCAGUAAGGCCUCCAUUGCCAGCAAGAUAAUUAACACUUUCAGAUGCCCAGAAAGCUACUAAAGACAUAUUUAAAGCAGUUCAUGUGACUACAGUGGUUCAACCUUAAUGUUAUGAAGCGACGAGAAUACUUUUUGUGCACCAAAAAAACAAAAUAA
Ctenopharyngodon idella (grass carp) is the source of this 1994-nucleotide messenger RNA. RefSeq names its product trans-2,3-enoyl-CoA reductase-like 2b (gene tecrl2b). NCBI's taxonomy places the organism in Eukaryota, Metazoa, Chordata, Actinopteri, Cypriniformes, Xenocyprididae. Gene Ontology annotation, biological process: very long-chain fatty acid biosynthetic process. The record is from RefSeq and is a predicted model, not a curated record. The transcript is spliced from 12 exons. Bases 122 to 1147 code for a protein of 341 amino acids. Gene Ontology annotation, molecular function: oxidoreductase activity, acting on the CH-CH group of donors.